Molecule: messenger RNA, 1935 nt
Organism: Ceutorhynchus assimilis (cabbage seed weevil)
Lineage: Eukaryota; Metazoa; Arthropoda; Insecta; Coleoptera; Curculionidae
Source: the annotation of a GenBank genome assembly
UAUGUUUCGUGCAAAACUUUUUGUUUCGCUUUUCUUCAUAGCUACAAUUUUUUUACCAAGCUUUGCAAAUAUUUCCAAUUUUACGCAAUUUUACAAUGAAGUCUUGCAAUGGACAGCUCCAAGUGAAUCUUAUAAAAUGCCAGUCAAUAACAAUGAAUACUUUAAAAAUACAGAGAAAACUAAUGAGACUCUAGAUUACGGAACUUUCGAUUUUAUCAUAGUAGGUGCUGGCACUGCAGGUGGUGUAAUGGCUAAUAGGUUAACAGAAGAAAAUUUUAGGGUUUUACUAGUCGAAGCAGGAAGUGCUGAUCCAAAUACUGCAUCUGUUUGUGGUCUUGCCCCAUAUUUCUUAAAAUCUAAAUACAAUUGGGGCUAUAAUACUGUCCCACAAAAAAAAUCUUGUCUGGCUUGUAUUGAUCAACAAUGUAUAUAUCCAAGAGGAAAAAUGUUGGGUGGUACAAGUUCUAUGGGAGGAGGAAUGUACGUUCGAGGUAACCCCUUAGAUUUCGACUUAUGGAAGGAACUAGGCAACAGUGGCUGGUCUUAUCAAGAUGUUUUACCUUAUUUUAAGAAGGCUGAAAAAGCCGCAUUCAAAUCAAAUACUGAUAUCGAAUAUCGUGGAUAUUCAGGACCCCAAGUUGUAGAUACCGUUGAGGACACACCCGGAUUGACCGAAAUGUUAUUUCAAGCAUUUGAAGAGCUUGGUGAUAUUCCACGUGAUUACAAUGGAGUAAAUCAGUUGGGUAUUGGCAGAGUUCAGAUAAAUAUAAAUAAAAAUGUUCGGUCGAAUACUGCGCACGCUUAUAUUGCACCAGCCAAAAGUCGCUCCAAUCUUUUCUUAACCUUGGAUUCUCUGGUUACACAAGUUAUUACCCAGAACGACAGAGCUAAAGGAGUUCAGUUUGUUAAAAAUGGUCAGUUUUAUUAUGCCAGUGCUUCCAAAGAAGUAAUACUUUCUGCUGGUGCUUUAAACACUCCACAAAUAUUGAUGCUAUCUGGUAUUGGACCAAAAGACCAGUUGGAAAAACACAAAAUUCAAGUUGUUAGGGACUUGCCAGUGGGAAGGUUCUUGAGAGAUCUUGUAUGUUAUCCCGGAUUAAUUUUCAGAACAAAUAAAAUGUUUUAUGAACUAACGCUUGAAGAACAACUUAAACUUUGGUAUGAUGGUAAAAGACCUUUAGCCAGUGGAUGGGGUCUUCAAUUGGUCACAUAUCAUAGUCUUAUGAAUAGUUCCAACGACAGACCAAAUUUUGAAAUAUUUGUUCUUGGACCUCCAGCUAUAAGUCGCCACUUAGGAGCUAGUUUGCACUUUUCUGAGGAAUACAUCGCCGCUUUAUUUUCGAAUCUGAACAAAUAUAGUGACUUUUUAAUUACUAUAGCAUUACUGCAUCCUAAUUCAACAGGAGAAGUAAGGCUUAAGUCAAAUAAUCCAAAAGAUUUUCCUAUAAUAGAUACAAAUUUUUUUGGUGAAGAAUCUGAUCUCGAAAUUCUGUACCAAGGAAUACAAAGAUUGAUAAAGAUCAAAGACACAAAAGCUUUUAGAAGCUUUAAGGCAGAACUUUUGUCGUAUCCUAUGCCAGGCUGUGACGAAAUUUAUGAAAGUGGUUCUAGGGAUUGGUGGUAUUGUAGUAUUAGACAUUUUGCCCUUUCAGACUGGCAACCUGUAGGCACAGCCAAAAUGGGGACAAGUACCAAAGAUUCAGUGGUUAACCCGGAACUUAAAGUUCAUGGAAUUCAAGGACUUAGAGUCGUUGAUUGUAGUAUUAUGCCGACCCACAUUUCUGGUCAUACCAUUGGAGCUGUCGUGAUGAUUGCAGAGAAAGCUUCAGACCUAAUUAAAGCUGAAUACAAAUGAAAUUAAAAACAUACAACAUGAAAUUGUAACUCUUUUUACACAAUCAAAUUCUGAAAAUAAAUUUUAUUUUUUUAAUGACA